UUGCAAAACCAUGACCCCCUUCACGUACCAACACACACACACACACACACACACACACACGAUUGAGAGUUUUUAUUGUGGAAUAAGACGUGAAGUAACAAGAUUCAGAGUAACACAGCAGGUCAAACAUUUAUUGGCUACACAGGGGGCCACCUCAGUCCACCUCUUCAAUGUUGGGCCCCUGGGGGCUGGUCGAGGCCUGCUCCCCAAAGCCUCCCGCAGACCCCGGCCCCUGAUACAGCUUGCUGAUGAUUGGCUGACAGGCUCGUUCCAGCUCCUUCUGCUUGUGCUGAAGCUCGUCUUUGUCGGCCAGCUGGUUGUUCUCCAGCCAGCUGAGGGUCUCAUCACAUUUGUCCGUCAGCGUCGUCUUGUCCUGCUCGCUCAACUUGGCGUCUCGUAUGCUGUUCUUCAUAUUGAAGGCGUAGGACUCCAGAGAGUUCUUGGCGGCAAUCUUGUCCCGCUGCAGUCCUCAGCUUUGUACGUCUCGGCCUCCUGCACCAUCUUGUCCAUCUCCUCUUUGCUCAGGCGGCCCUUGUCGUUCACGAUGGUGAUCUUGUUCUCCUUGCCCGUGCUUUUGUCCACCGCCGACACAUUCAAGAUGCCGUUGGCGUCCACGUCGAAGGUGACCUCGAUCUGCGGGACGCCGCGUGGUGCGGCCGGGAUUCCGCUCAGUUCAAACGUUCCCAGCAGGUUGUUGUCCCUGGUCAUGGCUCUCUCGCCCUCGUAGACCUGGAUCAGGACGCCGGGCUGGUUGUCUGAGUAAGUGCUGAAGAUCUGCGUCUGCUUGGCAGGGAUGGUGGUGUUGCGUUUAAUCAGCGGCGUCAUCACGCCUCCAGCGGUCUCGAUACCCAGUGACAGAGGCGCCACGUCCAGCAGCAGCAGGUCCUGGACUUUGGCCGAGUUGACACCGGUAAGGAUGGCGGCCUGGACGGCAGCGCCGUACGCCACCGCCUCGUCAGGGUUGAUGCUUUUGUUCAGCUCUUUGCCAUUGAAGAAGUCCUGGAGGAGCUUCUGAAUUUUGGGGAUCCGUGUAGAACCUCCAACCAAGACGACGUCAUGGAUCUGGGCUUUGUCCAUCUUGGCGUCCCUCAGUGCUUUCUCCACCGGCUCCAAAGUUCCUCUGAACAAGUUGGAGCAAAGCUCCUCAAAGCGAGCUCUGGUGAUGGAGGUGUAGAAGUCAAUGCCCUCAAAGAGGGAGUCGAUCUCAAUGCUGGCCUGGGAGCUGGAGGACAGCGUCCUCUUGGCCCUCUCAGCGGCCGUGCGCAGCCUCCUCAAGGCCCUCUUGUUGUCGCUGAUGUCCUUCUUGUUUUUCCUCUUGAACUCUGCCACAAAGUGGUCCACCAUGCGAUUGUCAAAGUCCUCUCCGCCCAGAUGUGUGUCUCCAGCGGUGGCUUUCACCUCAAAAAUGCCGUCCUGGAUGCACAGGACGGACACAUCGAAAGUACCGCCACCCAGGUCAAAGAUCAAGACGUUGCGUUCUUCCGUCUUGUCUUUGUCCAGACCGUAGGCAAUGGCAGCUGCCGUGGGCUCGUUGAUGAUCCUCAGAAUAUUGAGUCCUGCGAUGGCGCCCGCGUCUUUAGUGGCCUGUCGCUGGGAGUCGUUAAAGUAGGCGGGGACUGUGACGACGGCACUAGACACGGUCUGGCCCAGGUACGCCUCGGCGAUCUCCUUCAUCUUGGCCAGCACCAUGGAGGAGAUCUCCUCUGGGUAGAAAGUUUUGUCCUCGCCUUUGAACUGCACCUUCAUCUUGGCUUUCCCUCCAUCAGCCACCACCUGGAAGGGCCAGUGCUUCCUGUCCUCCUGCACCACCGGAUCAUCCAACCUUCUUCCAAUCAGUCGCUUGGCGUCGAACACCGUGUUGCUGGGGUUCAACGCCACCUGGUUCUUGGCGGCGUCGCCGACGAGCCUCUCGGUGUCCGUGAAAGCCACAUAGCUGGGGGUGGUCCUGUUGCCCUGGUCGUUGGCGAUGAUUUCCACUUUUCCGUGCUGGAAAACGCCCACGCAAGAGUAGGUGGUUCCCAGGUCUAUGCCGACAGCGAUGCCUUUUGCUGCCACCAUUUUUAAUCCCAGUGACGAUGUCCGUCUGUGAAGAGCACAACAUGCAACCAAACGUCAAACAUGUUCAUGUUAAACGUUCUAAAAUUCCUGAAGAUCAUUUCCCUGAUAAGAUCAAUCAAAUAAAUAUGAAGAAUAGAAAAGUCAACUUACACUUAAAAGUCCUCAGAGUAGAAAGGAUGCUCUUCUGGCUUUUGCUGUCCGAUCAGCUCAUAUAUACCCGCCAAGCUGACUCUCUCGCAACUUCCAGACAUUUCGCCAUCAAGUCAUAUCAACAGCAAGGACAACGUCCUCUGCUGGCCCUGUCAAAAUAAAAGGAGCGGCACGUUUACGACGGCAGUGGUAACGCAGAUGAACGUACGGAAAUUUUAUUGUGAAGGCAGGAAGUGGUCAUAACUUCCAACAUUGACGUGGCUUUUUCAGAAGACUCUGGAAUCUUCAAGAUGAAGCGAGAAUAUGGGAGCAAGUUUUUACUGACGUCAUUUAUAUAUUCGCCCUCAUCGUCUACAAUCAUCUAGUCAAUUCCAGAUGUUUUAUUGAAAAGGUGCACACUAAACUGAACACAAGUGUUAUUUGACAUCAACAAAUAACAUUUUAAUCGUAAAAAUCAGUGAGCGUGUGUUAUUAGCAUGAAUAGUAAAAAUCACGACAGUGAGUCAGACAACACAGAUGGCUAAACAUUUUUAAAGGGGGAUCUCCUUCGUGCGCGUGUGACGUGCACGCCAGCUGUCAGGCACCGACGUCGCACUAACGCCAAGUCUCGCGAGAGGAGAACAGACUGGCUCAUCGUCGCAAUCUUCUUGUUUAGCAACAAUAACAAGCAUCAGAGGACGUGAUUGUGCAGCUAUGUUUACCGGACCCAAGUUGUCCUCCGUUUCGGUCUCAGUCGAACACGCAGAGGCCAUCACACGGCUGUGAUUUACAGGAUGUGGCAACGCUCCUCUGGAUGUUUGACAUACGUGACCGAGAGGAAGGCCUCACACAUCUCACGCCGCCGUCGCUGCCAGACCGUUUGGUCUGGGAUGAGGAACCAUGGAAGUUGUCAGGAUCAUGUAGCCCAGCUGCCAUGAUGCAUUGUGCUGCCAAAGCAGGUUCUUAGACGGCGCCAGCGCUCGCCUUCGCACUGUUCUCGUGUUCGGACUGGUCUGAUUGGCGUCGUCAGCUAGAGAAUGAACGGCUCUCUUUUGACCCCUCCCAGCCCGCGGGCCACAAGUUCCUCUCCCUUACCCCCUUCACCCUCCCCAUCGCCCUCCCCGCCGUCCCCCUCUCUGCUGCCCCUGUCCCCCCGACCACCUUCCCUCCCACCUCUGGUGAGCCCUCCCCCCCCGGCCCACCCGUCAUCGCUGUCGGACACGCCUACGCCGUCGCCCUCGCCCUGCCUCAGCUGGACUGAAUUCUGUGAGCUUCAUGCCCGGGUGGCCGCUGGAGACUUUGCGCGCCACUUUCGGGCUUUCCUCCUGGAGAACCCGCACUACACCCCCGACUCAGCUGCUGCUUUCUGCCGCCGCUUUACGGACCGUUUUGUUCGUCACUUCCAGAACGAGCUGGAGGGGGUGAUGCCGCCCAGCUGUGCUUCAGGGAGGGAUGACAUGGUGAGCUGGGCUCCCCAGUCGGACGCUACAUCCCUGGAAGAGGAAGCCGCAUCCCCGCUGUCGACCUCUGGGGGAGCUGUCCCGACCUGUAACGUGGCGCGGCCCGCCUCCAAAGUGGCACCGACGCGCCUCGUGUUGGACGGCCGCAGCAGUGACAGAUUUCAAGAUUCUUACGCCCACGGCCAGCUCCUGCCUCCAUCUUCAUCGUCAUCCUGCUGCUCCUCGGUGGGCGGGAACAACGGGAGGCGGGACGACAAAGGUGCCGCCACGGCUGCCGGCAAUGGGGAAGCGCCCGUGGAGGAAGAGGAGGACAGCUGGUUGGGGACGGCAUCCGUGGGGGAGGACGUGGAGCCAGAAGAGCGGGAAGCUGAGACCACAGAGGUGGAUGGCUCCCCCUGCGCUCCUCACACGCCCCCUUCCUUUUCCUCGGUCACGCCCCCGCCCAGCGCUGCUUCCAAAAACAAGGUGAAGAAGCGGUUUUCACUGCGCAGCGUGGGGCGCAGCGUACGCGGGAGCGUGCGUGGCAUCCUGCAUUGGCGCAGUGCGUCCAGCGACUCGACGCCGGGCCCGCUGCCCACCAGCUACAGUUACACCGUUGGUGUGCAAGAUGCCGCUUUUUCCAGGAACGCUGCCACCCAGCCUCCCACGCCCACCUCGUCCAUGCCCGUGUCUCUGUCCAUGCCCCUGGCCCUUCCCCACUCCUCCUCUUCUUCACUCCCCCCCUCGUCCUCCAGCAGCGCCACCUCUCUGUCGCUCUCCGACCGGCGGCGGAGCAAUGGCGAAGGCGGGGAGAAGGACAAGUGGAGCCAGCGUCUGGAAAAGCUACGGCUAACGCGAUCCCCGCCUCCUGUCCUUACCGCAAGCACCGCCUCCUCCAUGCUGCCUCCCAGCAGCGUCGCUGCCGCCACAGCCGGCAUGGUGCCGCCGAGGAAGGUGGGCCGCCUGGUGCGGGAAGGCGGCGUGAGCGUUAGUUCAACCAACGAUGAACUCAGCGGAGGCCACGGCUUUCCGGGCUUCUCCUUCGCGCUCCUGCAUCACGGCCCCGACAACAACGCCGCCCUGGCAGCUGCGGCACCGCCCCUGGUGAGCGGCGGGAACGUACCAUGGAAGGGCGGUCGCUGGCAUAAGUGUCGUCUGGUCCUCAGAGAGCGGGAAAGAGAAGGAGGCGAGCACGGUGACGAGUUCUAUUUGGAAUUCUUUGUUCCCCCCAAGUCGUCCAAGCCGCGGUUGACGGUUUCGUGUGGGUCCAUUGUGGAUGUGAGGAGCACCACGGCGCAGGAGCUUCCUGACAAGGAGAACACCUUUCUGCUCCAGUUGGAAGGCUCCGCCCAGUACGUGAUUGAGACCCGGGACGCGGUCCAGAUGAGAGCGUGGCUUGGUGACAUCCACAAAGGUGUCUGUCUCAGUGGGCAGGAGGAUCCUGAUGGUGGCGCCGCGUUGGAUGGGAGCGGAAUGACAGAGAUUGUGGAGCGUCUGUCCCAAGUGUGUUACGGCGGCCUGGGAGGCUCCUCUCCACUGAUGGACAGUCUUCCGCCCGAGUUGCCACCUCGAGCCCCACUGGACGAACCGGACGGACGGAUUCUUGGAGGAGGCGGGGCUAGCCUGGGCACGCCGUUUGCAGAGACGCCAGACGCUACAGGCUCCUUCUUGUUCUCAGAGGUGACAUCUGCCGAGGUGCUGGAGCACCCGCUCAGUGAGUGUCAGUGGUUCCACGGCACCUUGUCCCGCCUGAAAGCAGCCCAGUUGGUUUUGGCGGGCGGUCCGGCCAGCCACGGCGUCUUCCUGGUUCGCCAGAGCGAGACGCGGCGCGGGGAAUACGUCCUUACUUUCAACUUCCAGGGCAAGGCCAAGCACCUGCGUCUGUCGCUGAAUGAGAACGGCCACUGCCGCGUGCAGCACCUUUGGUUUCAGUCCAUCUUUGACAUGUUGGAGCACUUCCGGAUGCAUCCCAUCCCCCUAGAGUCCGGCGGCGCCUCCGACGUGACGCUCAUAAGCUUCGUGGGCGCCACCGUUGUUCGCCAACCGGACUUGACCAGCAGACCCCGUAGCCCUCCUCAGCCGCCCCCCCUGCCGCCGGGACGCCCGCCGCCCCCAACUCCACCCCAGGAGAGAGGAAGAGAGGCGGAGCUGGAGGGGGCAGCAGGAGGAGGAGGCGAAGGUGGGGGCGGCGGCGGUGGCGGCGGCAGCAGUGAAGGUGGAAGCGGAGGUGUGGCGGAGGACUGGGAAGAUCGGGAUGCUCCUCUCCGCCAACUAGAAGCUGUGGAAGGAGAAGAGCUGGAGGCAGUGAGGGCGCCCCGAGCCGUUGAUAACCAGUACUCCUUCUUUUGAGGAGCUGACUGAGCAGCAGGUGGCGCUACUAACACUAGAGGAGACAAGAUGGACGCCCAGCGAGACACUAACUCCAACACUAACAAGCACCACGAGUCCACCAGCUUAGCUUACAUACCUCGCUGGAGUCCACUGAGCCCGACCAGGACCUGGUUCCUUCAUCUUGGCCAGCUGUGAUGUCACAAAUGGGGAAGUGCUAACUUCAUCCUGAGCUGUGAUGUCACGUGCGGUACAUGAAGCAGGCGCUUUACCUCCGUGGCGCUCGGCAACUCCACAUGAAGGAGACCCUCUCAAGAAUAGUAUUCAUUUUGUUUCUUCACUCUGAUGUCUUUGUGCCUUUUUGUUUGGAGGAUCAAAAUAGGAAAAAAAAAGAUCAGCUAUCUUCUGUGGGUUUGCCCUUUCUCACGCCGCCAAGUCCUCCUUGACCUCGCCAUCCAUUCAGCAAAAAAGAACCCAUUAGCAGAAAAAGAAGGUUUUCUACUCGUGCCUUUCUGUGUCAUCUACGCUCUGUUUAACGCUUUCCUUUUUUUGCUCAUCAUGUUGUGUUGUCACUUUGACCACUCUUUGUGCCUUUCUCUGUCUCUUCUCUGUGCUGGGCGGCUCUGCGCCCCCUGUGGUUAGUUUCAGGUACUACAUUGAUUCUAAUAUAAAUAUAGUGAAACGUAACAACUGAAUGUGUGGGAAAAGUUACUUAUUGGCAUGAAACGAACACUUGACACACAUCAACACAACUUUACAAAUUCAACUACAAGCUCAAGAAUAAACAUAAAUAAAACGUGUUUGAAAAGGAGAAACCAUGAAGCAAUGAGGGCCAGCUGUCAAUCAUGAUGUGACGUAUGACGUGUUUUGUAGUCUCCCGAUAAUAGCAUAUCUUGUUCGAUUGGCAAAUGCUCAGUCAAUGAGCAACCCAAUCAAUUGGCCCACAAACACUUGGCUGGGAUGGGAGCGCUUACUUCAAGUACCAGCCCCUCCCGGUGAAAGUUGCUCGGAAAAAUUAAGAUUGAAAGGAACAUCUCUUAUGAAUAAUAUGGAGGCCAGGAAAGUUCAGUGUAAUGCAAACGCCACACGAUGGUAAACCCGAAUCCUUUUACUGAAUCGAGUUUUUAUGAGUCACUCGAGUCGGGUGUCACAGCGUAUAUGAACAAAGAAAACCCUGACACGGAGAUUCCCAUAGACAUACCUGUAUAUACGCACGAAACAAAAACCUCAAUAAAUGGUUGGCCCGUUGUAGAUAUGCCUCUUAAACAAAUGCAAGAAAAUGGAGCAAACUUCAUGAAGCAUCUUUCUACAAAGGUGGCUGAUUUCCCUGCAUUAGCAGCAUUAUGCCACAACGUCAACAAAUUCUGUUGGUAAAAUUACGUCAUAAAGGUCAAAUACAGUCAGAAUGUGGCAUGUUGGUGUGCGCCACACCUGUUGGCUGAUGAGUGGGCGGCACCGAACAUAACCUACAAAGCCUGAUGGGUGGCCAGCACACGCCUGGACCGCCUGGUGUGGCGAUACGAAGCCAACGACAUUGCGGUCAUGAACGCACGUUUGUGUGCUUAGGCGCUUCACUGCAGCGUGGCGUGAGUCGGACGCCGUCGUUGCUAUGGAUAAACCGUGCACACCUGACCUUUUCUUCUCCCCUGAGCGGUGGCAGACUCGUAUCUGAGGUCGGGUCGCGGGGGCAGCAGCCUAAGCAGGGAGGCCUAGACUUUCCUCUCCCCGGCGACUUCGUCCAGCUUCUCCUGGCGGAUCCCGUGGCGUUCCCGUUGAGAGACAGUCUCUCCAACGUGUCCUGGGCCUCCUACCGCCGGACGUGCCCUGAACACAUCCCCAGGGAGGUGUCCCGGAGGCAUGCUGACCAGAUGCCCGAGCCACCUUAUCUGCAGAGUCCGCAUCACUGCAGACGCCGCACCAAUCCGCCUGUCCAGCUCACAUUCCAUCCUUCCCUCGCACCCGGGGCAGGAUCUCAUCCCCAACCCGGAGACAGCACUCCAGCCUUUUCCGGGCGAGAACCAUGGACUCUGUCUUGGAGGUGCUGAUUUUCAUCCUAGCCGCUUCACACUGUGCUGCGAACCGAACCAGUGAGAAUUGAAGAUCACGGCCCCAUGAAGCCAGCAGGACCACAUCAUCUGCCAAAAGCAGAGACCCAAUCCUUCAGCCACCAAACCGGAUCCCCUCAAUGCCCUGGGUGCACCUAGAAGUUCUGUCCAUAAAAGUAAUGAACAGAUUGUGUGCAAAGGGCAGCCCUGGCGGAGUCCAACCCUCACUGGAAACGAAUCAUACUUAAUGUGGACCAAGCUGUGACAUCGGUCAUACCGGGAAUGAACUGCCUGAAUUCGGUGGUCCGGUAGCCCAAACUCCCGGAGUACCCUCCACGGGAUUCCUCGUGGAACACGGUCAAAUGCCUUCUCCAAGUCCACAAAGCACAUGGAGACUUGUUGGGCUAAAUCCCAUGCACCUUCAAGGACCCUGUCGAGAGUGUAGAGUUAGUCCACAGUUCUACGGCCAGGACCAAAACCACUCUGCUUCUCCCGAACCCGAGAUUCAACUAUUUGACAGAUCCUCCUCCCCAGAGCCCCUGAAUAGACCUUACCAGGAUGGCUGAGGAGUGUCAUCCCACUAUAGUUGGAACCUUUCUUAAAAAGGGGCACCACCACCCUCGUCUGCCGGUCCAGAGGCAUUGACCCCGAUGUCCAUGCGAUGCUGCAGAGUUGUGUCAACCAAGACUAACCCAAUGGCAUCCACGGUGUUAAGGAAUUCUGUAAUAGUUUGAGCAAAAUAAAGUACAAACAACAACAAAUAAGCCAU
Messenger RNA from Dunckerocampus dactyliophorus (ringed pipefish), 8768 nucleotides. RefSeq names its product SH2B adaptor protein 1 (gene sh2b1). Lineage: Eukaryota; Metazoa; Chordata; Actinopteri; Syngnathiformes; Syngnathidae. The transcript is spliced from 10 exons. Gene Ontology annotation, molecular function: transmembrane receptor protein tyrosine kinase adaptor activity. The record is from RefSeq and is a predicted model, not a curated record. Gene Ontology annotation, cellular component: plasma membrane. The coding region runs from base 3225 to 5975 and encodes 916 amino acids. Gene Ontology annotation, biological process: intracellular signal transduction.